Diaporthe batatas is the source of this 2064-nucleotide messenger RNA. RefSeq lists its product as uncharacterized. NCBI's taxonomy places the organism in Eukaryota, Fungi, Ascomycota, Sordariomycetes, Diaporthales, Diaporthaceae. The coding region runs from base 336 to 1838 and encodes 500 amino acids. The record is from RefSeq and is a predicted model, not a curated record. The transcript has 2 exons. Gene Ontology annotation, cellular component: plasma membrane; fungal-type vacuole.
UUUUCACGAGUUUCGCCUUUCCUGCUGCGCUGCACUGUCUUGUCCUUCCUCCUCCGCCCCGGAGUAUCAUACAAACACGGUGACGUCUAAAUAUGGAGCUGGGCAAGGUUCUGCUCGCCGAUCAGAAUGUGUGCUGCGCCGAUUGCUGUAUUGUGCUUUGUUAUAUCUGCUGUGGUCCCAGCCCAGCCUCCCGUAUAAUGGCCGCCGAGCUCGAGUGAGUUUGCCCGACCUGCUUCCUCUUCGCCCCAAGUACGGACUUGGUCUAUCUCUUCUCAUCGCAUCGUGUCCCUGUCCUGUCCUGUCCUGUCCUGUCCUUGGACGUGCAGCAGCUCGUCAUGGCUGCUCCAAACCGCCCGCUCUGGCUGGACGUCAACGACUCGCCCUACAGCAACAACGGCAACCAGGUCGCUAGUAUUUUCUUCCUUGCUAUUGUUGCAGCCAGUCUCACAUGCUGCCUUGCUGUAUCGUGGAAAACGCGACGCUUCGUUCCGUUUAGUCUGGUCCUCAGCAUCACGUGUAUAUUCGAAGUAACAGCCUACGCAUUGCGGUUACAAGAUUGGUACAUCGUCACUUACACCACCAACUUCGGUCUAUCCGUCAUCGCACCCGUCUUCCUCACCAUUGGAAUUCAUCUUUGCGCCGCCCAGGUCCUCCGCGUCCUCGGAACCGAACAUGCGGUCCUGUCGCCCAACGCGCACAUGCGAGUCUUUAUCUGGUCAGACAUACUCGCCGGUCUGCUCCAAGCCAUCGGCCUUGGCCUGACCUUCUCACGCGCCAAGCAGGCCGGUCCAUGGGGAAUUACUUUGCCCAAGGAGGCCGGUACGGGACAGGCCAUCAUUUACGCCGGCCUUUUGAUGCAGACUCUGAUGUUAGCUGUGGCGCUGGUCCUUCUUGCCAUCGCUUAUGUCAGGGCUGGGAAGGCAGACCGACAGUACGGAUACACAACUUUCCACAAGGACGGUGCUGGAUAUGUCCCUCUCACCCCUCGCUUCAAGACCUUCCUCGUUGUCUUGCCGCUCGCUGGAGUUUGUGUGCUUGUCAGGUGUGCGUACCGGUCGGCGGCAGCAUGGGGUGGAAUCGGGAGCCCGACCGCGAGGGACCAGCUAUUGUGGCUCGUUGCCGAAGGCGUCAUGCUGACCGAGGCUAUCGUGACGCUCGCGGCCUUCCACCCUGCGAUAUGGCUUGAUGACGGAAUGAGGGGCAGGGUACACGGAGAUGUCACCGAGCAAGAUGGGACCAGGACGUCCAAGCUGGGCAAGCGGCUGACGGUCGGGACCUUCGCGACCGGCAUGACGGACCUCGAACACGGCAACGCGCGGGACUCGCGACAGGACCUCGGCGAGAUCAGUCAGGUCAUCUUCUCGUCGAACAUGAUGGCCCCAUCGGACGUCUCAUCAGAGGGCUCGCCCUCGCGGCGCGGCUCGGCUGGUGAACACGGCCACGAGCCCAUCACUAGCCACACCGCGGACAUGAUGGCCAGCAGCCCCUACGACCCGCAUCUGCCCCCCGCGAGGCGGUACUCGCAGGAUAUCACGGCCGAGUCGCGGGCGCUGUCGCCGCUCGAGGCCGAGGAGGAAGCCGACCGCGUCUCGAUCAUCCCGGAGCCGCCGAGGAAGUCCAGCAAGCGGAUAUCGCGCGCGCUGGAGAUGGCUAGGCUUGAGCAGGAGAAGCGGGACCAGGAAGAGGAGGACGACAGGCUGGAGGUCGAGUCGGUCGUUCUGCCGCCGAGGAUGCCCAGCAAGAGGGAGCCUAACCGCGGGUACAGCUACAGCAGGGAGGACGACCUGGAGGAUGUUGCACUCACGUCAACUUAUUCACAGUCGCUUUACUCGCAGUGAGGGGCAAUUGGUACAGGGGUAAAAGGGUGGACAAUGUGGAGGAAACGGCACAGAGCGAUUUUGAUUACAAACAUGAUACCCGGAGUUUCUGGUGCUUAUUUUGGUCUGCUCAACCUUCAAGAGCGGCAAGGUUGCCCAAUACGUGCGGUAUGUGUGUAUCCGGCCUUUCAAUGUAUUGUUUAAUGUGUUAUCAGUAUGUAUGAAUACAGACACACGAUGCAACUUA